Messenger RNA from Neopelma chrysocephalum (saffron-crested tyrant-manakin), 1814 nucleotides. It is a transcript of the gene TECR, whose product is annotated as trans-2,3-enoyl-CoA reductase. NCBI's taxonomy places the organism in Eukaryota, Metazoa, Chordata, Aves, Passeriformes, Pipridae. The transcript is spliced from 13 exons. The coding region runs from base 1 to 1014 and encodes 337 amino acids. Gene Ontology annotation, molecular function: oxidoreductase activity, acting on the CH-CH group of donors. Gene Ontology annotation, biological process: very long-chain fatty acid biosynthetic process. The record is from RefSeq and is a predicted model, not a curated record.
AUGCCAUGCAUUUCAUUGUCAGUGACGGCAGGAAUAUAUCACAGGAGAAGAAGGGAUCUCAGCAGAGUUCAGUUGUCAGUUCAAUCACCCCUGAAACAUCAGGUGGAAAUCCUUGAUUGGGAGACAAAGAAACAGCUAUGCUUCCUAGAUAAGGUGGAACCAAAAGCCACAAUUAGAGAGAUCAGAUUGAUGUUCCAUAAAUUAUAUCCUCGGUGGUAUCCAGCAAGGCAGUCAAUAAAACUUGAUCCAAAAGGAAAGUCCCUGAGGGAUGAAGAAAUCCUGCAGCACCUCCCUGUUGGCACAACUGCUACCUUAUACUUUAAAGAUUUAGGGCCACAGAUAGGAUGGACUACGGUAUUUUUGAUAGAAUAUACAGGUCCAUUGUUCAUCUAUUUUCUGUUUUAUUUCCGCAUGACUUUUGUCUAUGGACUGGAUGAGAGGUUUACAUCAAGUCCGCACCCAGUAGUUAACUUGGCAUGUAUCUGCCAUUCUUUCCACUACAUCAAAAGGUUGAUUGAAACAGUAUUUGUUCAUCGAUUCUCCCGUGGGACUAUGCCACUGAGGAAAAUUGUGAAGAACUGCUUUUAUUAUUGGGGAUUUGCAGCUUGGCUUGCAUAUUACAUCAAUCAUCCUCUUUACACUCCUCCCUCUUAUGGGAAAAAACAGAUAAAUUUUGCUGUGAUCAUGUUUCUGCUGUGUGAAGCUGGAAAUUUUUCCAUUCAUGUUGCACUCAGUGACCUCCGGAGAAAUGGAUCCAAAACCCGUAAGAUCCCAUAUCCAACAAAGAAUCCUUUCACAUGGCUGUUUUUCUUUGUAUCUUGCCCUAACUAUACAUAUGAGGUGGGGACCUGGAUCAGUUUCACAAUCAUGACUCAGUGUGUUCCAGUGGGGCUGUUUACCUUGCUUUGCUUCAUUCAGAUGACAAUCUGGGCAAAGGAUAAACACUGCACCUACUUACGAGAAUUCAAGGAUUAUCCAAGGCAUAGAACGCCAAUUAUUCCCUUUUUGUUGUAAGAAAAGAAGGUUUAAUUUGAAUGUUGCACAGAACUUCAAGAAGAAAAACCUCAUAAACCUCCUGCCAAAUAAAUGAAUUAAUUUAAAGGAUUUUGGUGCAUGUUUAAUCACCACUGCUAAGGGAAAUUGUAUGCACUUGAAAGCUACACUUCCUUACAUUCAAGAAUUCUCAACUCACAGGCACCUUAAAAAAUAAAGCUUCAUUGCAGAGCUGGUAGUCGAAAGCCCCUGCAGUUCACUGUAACCUGAUUGACUUAGAUUUUUCUCUACUAGCCUAUUUAGAUUGAUGGAUCAGAAAUACUGACAAGUCUGUGCUGAAAAGCAGCUCCAAAUUUAGCAGCGGCAUUCUGCAAGACAGAAGUACCUUGGAAGGAGGACACACCAGCUAACUACUAGAGCUCACUUCAGCCAGCAUGGCCAGCUGGCCUGGAGACAGUUGCAUGAUCUGCCUUCUUUGACUUGAAGAAGAGUGUGUGCUGCCUGGAGGCAGGUGCUUUGUAACGAAUAAGAUUACCAAAGAUUAUGAAUGGUUCCUGGAAUAAAGAAAUAGGCAAUAUCUCAAAAACCUGAUUUGGGUCUAACCCCUAAUUUGCCAAACGAGUCUGAAGUAAGAAGCAUUUGUUGUAUUUGUGAAUGUAACAUCCUCUGUUGGGGGUUUUUUUGUUUGUUUUUGGUCUUCAUUAGUAAAUUGCAUACUAGUAAAUAAGGUUCAGAAGCACUCUGAUCUAUAUCUUUGAUAUUUGGCCUGGUUUCAUGUAACAAUUCCUUACGACACUAAAAGGACCUUUUACCCAAGUAUU